This is a messenger RNA of Drosophila navojoa, 2222 nucleotides long. RefSeq names its product RNA binding domain-containing protein painting of fourth (gene Pof). The record is from RefSeq and is a predicted model, not a curated record. NCBI's taxonomy places the organism in Eukaryota, Metazoa, Arthropoda, Insecta, Diptera, Drosophilidae. Gene Ontology annotation, molecular function: RNA binding.
UUGCCACUUAGUCGGCUACACAACACAGCAACAUAUUUUGUUAAGGAGCUGAUAUUUUGUUAAAAAAGUGAUUUUUACGCAAUAGUUUUAUACAGCACAAUUCUGGAAUAUAUAGCGUAUUUCGUUGAUGAUAUGGAUUUAAAACGUUUGGCAUGCAAAACGGGCUUGGGCGAUGGCCCAGAUGCCAAGCGCACAUCAGCUGUAGAUACAGAUGAAGAUCUUCUGCAGUUGGAUCAGGAAUCAGGUUUAGAUAAGGAAACGAGCGAUCCACAAACAGAAUGCUUGCAACUAGAACCUACCAAGGAAACAGAUUGUGAUAGCUUAAAAGCUGAUCACGAGAAUCUGUCGCCCAGCAAUCAUGUGGCGCCAUACACUGGCAACGGAUGCGCCCCUUCAUUAGAGUCAUUUAUGUUCCAACAGACCCCGGCUGGCAGCCAACUCUGCUCCUGGAUGUCCAAUACUGAAUCCAAGACCUCGGCCAAUGAUGGGCAAACUUUAUUUGAGUCGGACAAGGACUCCAAAUCGAAUACCCAGACUGCCAAAUUAAAUCGCAAGGCACUCACCAAUUUACGUCGUCAGAAUGCAUUGCGUGCUCUUGAGUUGGAGCGCGAACUGGCCACAAAGACACCACAAGCCCCAACACUGCUUGUACGUUUUCCAGAUCCAAAAAUAAGCGUUGCUUCGGUCAGUGAAUUCUCGGAUAGCAUUCGUGAUGUGGUCUUUCCCACAAACGUCGCGCAGCGUUACUGUUUGGUCCACUUGAAGGCUGGCGCAAAUGUCGAACGUACCAUAGAGGAGCUAAAGCAGGUGCGCUUCGGUCAUGGUCGCUUGCACGCCGAGCUGAAGACAUUCACCGAUGAGGAGCAGGCUGAAUGCAUUGAUCCUUGCUCACUAUAUGUGAGCAAUAUACCAUUCAAUAUGAAUGCUGCCGACAUUAAGGUGUUUGUGAACUCCAUGCGCGUUGAUAUUGGCGUCAUGAAACGCCAGAAGCGCGCACGUUAUGCAUUUGUACGCUAUGCCAAUGCCGAGUUGGCCAUGGAUGCUUUCAGGGAUCUGGUGCGCCGCACUCUUAACAAUCGCGUCUUGACCGUGCGCUAUCGUCGCCUACGCAAACGCUUAACUCAUCCAACAGCUGCCUCGAUGUGCGCCAUCUCAAAUCUGACCAUUGAUACGAUUGCCACCGACGAUGAUGGCGUUGAAUGUCGCGUGAUUUCCCCACCACCGGUGGAGUCGAUUACCAUUCUGGACAGCGAUGACGAGGGUCACCAUUGCGAAUCGCACAGCGUUGUUAGCCUAAGCAGCAGCAUUCCACACAAGAAGCGCGAGAGCAAGAUGACCGCCCAGGAGAAGGAGAUACAACGUCUCAAAUUGCAGGUGGCCGAGCAUGGGGCCAUCAUAAGGAGCUUACAGAAGAGGGAGGGCAGUCUUUCCAAUAUCAUAGCCAAAAUUGAGCCACAAUCUGAUAUGACCACAGACAAAUAUUCUAUAAUGCAGCGUUCAAUGUCGCCGUGUUCUAGCUACGAUAUCAAAAUGGAAAAUGAUUAUUUAGGUAUUGCUCAGAGUACGACCGAGCCGGAGCAGGAUUUCUUGCUAGAUGCCAUACCGAGCUCGCCCUAUCGUGGCACAACCUGCCCAAUCGAUGGCAUGGAGGAUCCCAUCAAAUCAUCCGAUUGUUUUGGCUGGUUGAUUUCAGGUCUCGGACGCCGCAAGAGCACAAAAUCUAGUGCGCAGCAGCAGCAACAGCUAAACAACAGUAAUACUCAGAACAGCAACAACAACAGCAACAACAGCAAUGAGAACAAAAACAAGAAAACUCCAAAAGUUGCCAAUUUGGAGGUGCUUCAUGCGCAAGUCGAAGCCGAUUUGGAUACAUAGAUAGGAUAGGAUUUAUGUAAAAUCUACCAAAUUGUAGCACCUCAAAAUUAUUUGCGUAUAGGACUUUAUAAUUUUCUAUUUCAUCAUCAGCUUCAUACAUAUUCCUUAUAUGUAAAUAUGUCUGCUUUCUGUGUACCCCAGUAGUAUUAGUAUUAGUAGUCGUCGUCGUCCCAGUAGUUAGUGAAGAAUUAGGGGUUUGUAGUGUUUUAACAUUCAUAUUUAUUUGUAUUAUUUUUUUGUUUUUCGAUCACUUUUGCAAAACGUACAAUUCUAUGAAAUUGUAACACACAAUAUAAGUAAAUUUAAUAAUAAUAAUAUUUCGGUUUUAAAUGUUAAACCCGAACAAA